This is a messenger RNA of Fusarium odoratissimum NRRL 54006, 642 nucleotides long. RefSeq lists its product as uncharacterized. The transcript has a single exon. The coding region runs from base 1 to 642 and encodes 213 amino acids. Lineage: Eukaryota; Fungi; Ascomycota; Sordariomycetes; Hypocreales; Nectriaceae. The record is from RefSeq and is a predicted model, not a curated record.
AUGUAUUUCAGCUCUGAACUAGGUCGAUUCCAUAAUCUCGACCGCGAGUCGGACGAGGUGGCCAAGUACAAAGGCCUCAUCACCCAGUUCGCCGUGUUGGCCAGCAAAGUCGUCCCGGAGACUGUUGAAGUAAAAGCACAGAAGGAGAAACUAUCAGGGAAGAAAGAACUUGAACGUCUCGCUCGAAUGGCGGCGGAUCCCGAUCAAGAUAUCCUGUACUCGAUCCGGGGUCAAGUCAGGCGCGUUUUUGUAUGGAUCUCGAACCCUUUUGUGACCAGCUCCUUUGUGGGACCAGCGACCACUACGUCGGUAUCGGUUGAUGUUGAACUGGCUACUAUGUUAUCAUUCUCAAUAGAAGUUCGUCGACAUAUAAGCCUAGUUGAUGACGCUGAAGAGGCAGCCAAGAGAGAUGAUUGGACUAUGGCUGAUGAGGCGUUGAACAAGGCGCUUAGGUUGGAGGUAAAUGUUACGGAGAAUGAUUGCACGAGUAGGAUUGGAUUGAUCCAACUACAAAAGAUGGUUGCGGAGAAGCGAAAGGAUAAUGAGAGGGUUCGUCAACUUGCAGAUGAACUAUUGCAGCUUGAACUAAUCGUGGCAGAUGUGGAUAAGGACGGCAAAGUGUUUAAUGAUUCUGAUAAUUAA